Cynoglossus semilaevis (tongue sole) is the source of this 2577-nucleotide messenger RNA. RefSeq names its product glycerol kinase-like. Gene Ontology annotation, molecular function: glycerol kinase activity. Gene Ontology annotation, biological process: glycerol metabolic process; phosphorylation; glycerol-3-phosphate biosynthetic process. Bases 333 to 1898 code for a protein of 521 amino acids. The record is from RefSeq and is a predicted model, not a curated record. Gene Ontology annotation, cellular component: mitochondrion. The transcript is spliced from 19 exons. Lineage: Eukaryota; Metazoa; Chordata; Actinopteri; Pleuronectiformes; Cynoglossidae.
UUAAAGCUCCUCGGUGUCUCAGACCCGUUUGAACCAAACACGUGAAGAAGGAUUCUCCCUCCGCUCUGAGAACGCGCCCCCACACCUGAUUGGACAAGCUUUCUAUGGGUUCCGAGAAUCAGCCAAUCGGGCCGUGAGAGCGGCUGCCUAGGCCCCGCCCAUUACAGUGUACAGGGAAAACCACGGAGUGUAGCCACAUACAGUUUGGUUCCUCCUCACAGGCGGACGUGGCUGGAGUCAGAAAGAGAACAAGCGGGGAAAAAAAAAACUCGGAAAAGAAGCGGAGCUUUUUGUUAAACUUCGACAAAAAAAGAGAGAGAAAAAAAGCAGAAAUGGAACCGCUGGUGGGAGCCAUUGACCAGGGCACGAGCUCGACGAGGUUCCUGGUAUUCAAUGCCAAAACAGCCAAAUUGAUCUGUCAACACCAGGUGGAAAUCAAGCAGUUUUUCCCAAGGGAGGGCUGGGUGGAGGAAGACCCCGAGGAGAUCAUCCGCUCCGUGUACGAGUGCAUAGACCGGACCUGCGAAAAACUGGUCCAGCUGGACAUCGAUGUCAGCUCCAUCAAAGCCGUGGGAGUGACCAAUCAGAGAGAGACCACGCUAGUCUGGGACAAGACGACAGGACGGCCCCUCUACAAUGCUAUUGUUUGGUUGGACCUGCGCACCCAGUCCACAGUGGAGCGGCUGAUCGACAAAGCUCCAGGGGGAGACAAGAAUCACCUGAGGGACAAGACCGGUCUUCCCAUCAGCACCUACUUCAGUGCACUGAAGCUGCGUUGGAUUCUGGACCACGUGGACGAGGUGCAGCGGGCCGUAGUGAGUGGACGGGCCAUGUUUGGUACAGUGGACUCUUGGAUCAUCUGGCGUCUGACAGGGGGCAGGAGUGGAGGAGUCCACUGUACAGAUGUGUCCAACGCCAGUCGCACCAUGCUGUUCAACAUCCACACCUUGGACUGGGACCCUGACCUCUGCAGUUACUUUGACGUCCCAAUGGAAAUCCUGCCCUCAGUCAGAAGCUCCUCUGAAAUAUACGGCUGCAUGAGUUCUGGAUCUCUGGCAGGAGUUCCAAUAUCUGGGUGUCUCGGUGACCAGUCAGCAGCUCUGGUUGGUCAAAUGUGCUUCAAAGAAGGCCAGGCCAAAAACACAUAUGGAACAGGAUGCUUCCUGCUCAGAAACACAGGCACCAAGCCCGUCCUGUCAGAACAUGGGCUGCUGACCACAGUGGCCUACAAGUUGGGAAAGGACCAGCCUGCCUGCUACGCCCUGGAGGGUUCAGUGGCCAUCGCUGGUGCAGUGGUACGGUGGCUGAAAGACAACAUGGGCAUACUCCAGUCCUCCUCAGAGAUCGAGAAACUGGCAGCAGCAGUGGGAACCUCCUAUGGCUGUUACUUUGUACCUGCUUUCUCUGGACUCUACGCCCCCUACUGGGAGCCCAGUGCCAGAGGCAUCAUCUGUGGACUCACUCAGUUCACCAACAGGAACCACCUGGCCUUCGCUGCGCUGGAGGCCGUCUGUUUUCAGACCAGAGAGAUCCUGGACGCCAUGAAUCAGGACAGUGGUGUCCCACUGACGCAGCUGCGGGUGGACGGAGGCAUGACGUCCAACAGGUUACUGAUGCAGCUGCAGGCUGACAUCCUCUGCAUCCCUGUGGUGUGUCCCACCAUGUCAGAAAACACGGCCCUGGGUGUGGCCAUGGCAGCUGGGGCAGCGAAGGGCGUGGAUGUGUGGAGCCUGAGCUCGGAUCAUUUACCACACGUCGCAUCUGAGAAAUAUGAACCUCAGAUCAACUUGGACGAGAGCGAGUUAAGAUUUUCCCGAUGGAAGAAAGCCGUCCAGAGGUCCAUGAACUGGGAAACAACAGAGCCCUGCUGCGGUACUAAUGGGGAGCAGCAGCAGUGACUUGGAAGAGAGUGGUUGUCAUGACGACCCGUGACAGCUCUGACAGACUAACUCAAUCCUGUGACCAUAAUGGAAAGUGAUUUAAUUGUCAGUGUGACACAGCACACCACCAAAUGUGACCUCUGCAUUUAACCGUUUACCUUAGUCAGCAGGGGGCAGCAGUGUGCUGGGACCUCACAGCACCUCAGUGGAACCUUAGGGGCUACUAUUCAACCUGCAACCUUCCAUAGCCACCGCUGCCCCCGUACCUAGAACACCUACCUGAAGAUCUUGAAUGAAAAGUGGAACAUGUUGUUCUGGGGAACGACUCGUGGAACCUUUAAUGUAACAAAGGAAAUAUUUGGACUUCUUUUCUUGAUUUUAUUUCUGCUAAAUGUUAAUCUUUUGACCAAUUAGAGAUCAUGUAGAAACAUGAGAUUUUAAGAUGAAAUAUUUAAUCAGCCACGAUCAUGUGACUAAUAAUAAUAAAAAAAGGAAUUAAAAUGUAAGGUUUAACUUAACAAAGAUAGAUUUUUACUUAUUAUAACUGACCUUCAUCUACAGUGUGACCUCUGCAGGGUCAAGGUUUGGGGGCAGCUGUCAGUGGGUAAAGAUGGGACCAGACCAACAUCGUACCAAUGACAUUUGACCUCACAGUCCACACUGUGUUUGGAAUUUCAACAAAUAAAAAAAAAAAAAA